AUUGUUUUCAAUUAAUUUGUUCUUUAGAAUACAAGCCUCAGCUAUGAAUGGAAAACAGCUUCUGUUUCUGGCAGAAAGUGUCUCUGAGAUGCUGAAAAACCUCCAUUCUAUCUGUUAUUGGUAAUUUUUGUAUUGGUUAUUUCUGUCGAUAUAAUUAACAAACAUAUUUGUGUGUCUUAGAUUCUGAUCUCCUUUUGGUGUGGUUCCUUUUUUGUUUUUCCUUUUGGAGGAUUUUUAAGAGCUUCAAGGUAGAGGAAGCAAGAGGAGAGAUGGGAUCCUUUCAAUGUUUUUACAUUUUUGUAUGCUUUUCCUUCUUUGGUUUUCUUUAUUUGAUUUUUUAUUUUCUUUCUGUUGUUUUUGGAAUAAAGUUUUUAAUGAGAGGUGGGAUCAAUUUUUUAAUUUUUGUAUGGUUUUGAUUUUGGCUAUGUAUGGAAACUUGGAAUAAACUCUUGGUUGUUCCACCUAUGUUGAAACACGAGUACUUUUACUUAGCCUUGAUCCAAUGUGAGACAAAGGUUGAAAAACUUCUCUACCUUGAGGUUAAUUUCACAUGUUGAUCUUUCUAAAUACAUUGUUCUUAUGUUGCACUUUAAUACGUUAAGUGGUGGCUAUUACAAGGAAGCAAUGUGGUUUUUUUAGUUGCUUAUCCAUAAAACCCUGGAAGUCACUUCGUACACUUGAAAAUGAACUCAUAGAAUGACAAAACUCAGAUUUAGAGAUCCUAAAUUACAUAUUUUUAAUUAGCUUUAAUUCCAUUGGUACAAAACGUGAAUAAUGAUAAAAAAAUAUACAAAUUUAAAGGAUAAGCAAAUGUGAGAUUUAGCUUUGGAUGUGUAGAGAUCAGGUCUGGUCUUUUGGAAAUGAUUAAUGAAAGAUCACAUUCGAACUGUUUCUUACUUUUUCUGUCAAAUCUAAUUUUGUAGGUUGUUAGGCUUUUUUCACUGUUGAGUUUGAGACAGAGUUUUGGAGUUUUGGGUCCUUAUGAGUUAUGACAUUGAAGGACAUUUUAUGUUAUGAUAUUUAAGGGUUAUCUCUACCUUACGAAAAUUUCUGCCUUUACAUAUGGGCUGUUUUAUGUCUAUUGUAUUGCAUUGAUAGUUUGCGAUAGUAUCAUUACGGACGUGUUUAAUCUUCUUUCAUUUUGCUUAGGUGAAGCUAAUAUACCUUGGAAUUUCCAGAUCUAGAUAGCAUUUUUGGGUUUCUUUUAAUUUAUUUUAUUAUCAAAAGGGUUUUCUGAAAAGUGUUUGUCAUGUGCUUCCUUUUUUGGCUAGAAUUUAUUGUGUGCUUCCUUGAAUCCCAUAUUUUGCAUUUGGUUUGUUUUUAAUUUAUUUUAGAUUUCCAUUCGAAUUCUACUAUUUGGAUAGUUUAUUGAUUUGAUUUGAUUCCGUUUUGAAUUACAGUCUAGAGUGUUGUUUUGGAUAAAAAAAUGGUGGUUUCUACCCUGAUCACACCUAGACAGGUACUAUUUAAUUACGAGUUUAGAGUGUAAUUCUGUUUUUCUGUAAUGCUGACUUGAUGCUUAAUGAGUUGUCUAGUGGAUUCAUUUUAGUAGUUUUGAGUGCUUAGAGUAUUCAUUUAUAUUUUGUUUUGAGAUUUUAAGUUUAAUUAAUAUAGUUAUGUUGUUCUAUAUUUAUUCAGCAUUUUUCCCUCUUAUUUGAAUAAAUUUCUGCUUUAUUCCUUUUUAGUUGAAGAAAUUUUGCCAAAACAUUUAUGUUGCAGCUAUAUUACUUGGAAUUUACUCUUAGUAUUUAUGAUUCGGCUCUUCUGUUAACUCUGUACUGUAGACUUCUAUUGUUCUACUCUCAACAUGGCUGCAAGUCAAUAUGUCAAAAUAUGUAAUCAAAUAGAAUAUAUUAU
Messenger RNA from Rubroshorea leprosula, 1857 nucleotides. The record is from the annotation of a GenBank genome assembly. NCBI's taxonomy places the organism in Eukaryota, Viridiplantae, Streptophyta, Magnoliopsida, Malvales, Dipterocarpaceae.